Messenger RNA from Babesia bovis T2Bo, 465 nucleotides. RefSeq lists its product as uncharacterized. Bases 11 to 436 code for a protein of 141 amino acids. The record is from RefSeq and is a predicted model, not a curated record. NCBI's taxonomy places the organism in Eukaryota, Apicomplexa, Aconoidasida, Piroplasmida, Babesiidae. The transcript has a single exon.
CUUAACCAAGAUGGUAGCCUUUAACACUUUCUCCAAGCUCUGUGUAGUUGUCGCAUUCGGGCUGUCUGCCACUGCCUCGUCUACUGAGGUAGCCCAGGACCAACCCACGCAGGAAGGAUCGGAGAAUGGAUUCUUCUCUGAGAAGGACGGAGUUGACACUGAAACUGUUGAAGUAACGGAAGCAGAUAAUAGAGAGUCUCAAGAACGCACAGAGACAACAAAACCAUCCGCCCUUUCUCUUGAAUGGCUUCUCUUGCCCAGGCGCAAAAACAGAAUGGCUCUAACUUAUUUGUUACCAGAUGAUUUGGCCUCAAAAGUCCCAGUGCGCUCUCUCAAGCCGCUAGACCCCGCACUGGAAGAAGAAAUUAGGAAUUUUUUCUCAUUGAGUGCGAAAGAGCAACUGGAAAAGCGUCUAUCUUCUCAUGGUUUCCAAUAAUAAAUCAACAACCUUAUAGUAUAUUGAUG